AUGGCCAAAACUCUUUUCGCAUCAAUCUUUGUCUUGAUUUUUCUCCAAUAUUAUCUUUGUGGAGCACAGUCCGGGGAAAAAGUUCCGCAUUUGGUUUCUGAUGAUAUCGCAGAAGGCUAUCCAACGGGAUGUAGAUUUUACAAAGACAGGAAAUUUUUUCAGUGUCGCAACGCAGGAAUAUUUGCAAUCCCUGAAGUGAAAGAAAGCUGGGAAGUUGUAACUGUAGAUCUUUCCGGAAACAACAUCUCAAGUGUUCAAUUUGGUGAUGGUUACCGAAGUGUUCAAUCUAUAAAUUUGGAGCGAAACAACAUCACAACAUUUUUUGAAGAAUCAAUCCAGGAACUAGAACACCUUCAUCACCUGUCUAUCGGAGGAAACCCUUUUCACUGCGACUGCAAUCUGGAAUGGCUUCGGGAACGCCUUCUUGGCUCAAAAAACCCCUUCCCUUUAGUUAGACACGUCCAAGAUAUCAAAUGCGCCUCGCCAUCCAGUUUGCUCGGAACAAUACUGAUCACUCUUUCCACGGAGAAGUUAUGCGGUAAGGGCCCUAAAGUGGAGGAUAAACUCUUAAGACCAACGACUUCGGAGUCCGGCUCAGAGAAGGUACAGAAACCGGUUAAUUCAACUGCAAAGGCUGCAUUACUAAAGGCAAAGCACCAAGCCUUUGAAAGGGGACGGGUAGCGGAAAUCGUUGGAGUCACUCUUGCUUUUGCAGUAGUAAUAGUUGUAAUGUCUGUGGCCUUUAUUGCCAUGUGA
Messenger RNA from Pocillopora verrucosa, 756 nucleotides. RefSeq names its product nyctalopin-like. NCBI's taxonomy places the organism in Eukaryota, Metazoa, Cnidaria, Anthozoa, Scleractinia, Pocilloporidae. Gene Ontology annotation, cellular component: plasma membrane. Gene Ontology annotation, molecular function: protein binding. The record is from RefSeq and is a predicted model, not a curated record.